This is a messenger RNA of Bufo bufo (common toad), 1239 nucleotides long. RefSeq names its product growth differentiation factor 9 (gene GDF9). Lineage: Eukaryota; Metazoa; Chordata; Amphibia; Anura; Bufonidae. The record is from RefSeq and is a predicted model, not a curated record. Bases 1 to 1239 code for a protein of 412 amino acids. Gene Ontology annotation, biological process: SMAD protein signal transduction; BMP signaling pathway. Gene Ontology annotation, molecular function: growth factor activity; cytokine activity. Gene Ontology annotation, cellular component: extracellular region. The transcript has 2 exons.
AUGGCUGUGGCACUUUUUGUGGUCAUGUUGUAUUGUUCCACCUGGCUGCUCUCCUCUGCAAGUGAUUCAAAACUGAGGUAUGACAGCCAAGCUUAUGAGCUGCUCCCUCCUAUGCUCAAGGAGCUGUCCGAGCCCCCGGUUUGGAGAGAAGGAACGCCAGUUCACCAAUCAGUCGCCAUCAAGUAUAUGAAAAAGCUCUACAAGAUGUCAGCCACCAAGGAGGGUGUACCCAGGGUACACAGGAAUGCUGAAUACAACACCGUGAGGAUGUUCACGCCAAACACUGAGUGUAAACCAGGCUCAAAACUGGAAACAAAAGGACAUACGAAAUACCAGGAUUUAACUUUCAAUGUUGACAGUGUAUCUAUCUUGGAGCAGAACCUUCGAUCUGUCUUGCUUUACUCUGUUAACAAACAAUAUUCGUCAAAUAUCACCUGUGUUUGUACCCUGGAAAUCUACAAUGGUGAAAUUACAGGUCCGAUCUGCCCUAGAGUCCCCCACACUUUUGAAUUCCAACUCCGGAAGAGGCAAAGAUGGGUUGAGAUUGAUGUAACUACUUUCCUUCAACCAUUUGUUUCAAGCAGGCAAAUUAUUCAUCUGUCCGUUAAUUUAACAUGCCUUUGGGACAAGCAGCACUAUAUUUUUGGGAUUAUGGGACCAUUACAGAUUACAAGAUCUCCCCCAUGUCUACUUCUGUACUUAAAUGACACAAGCAACAAGGCCUAUCACAGACGAAAAAUGCAUGUGGAACCCCUAAACUGGUCUGGACACAUUCUUUCACACUUAAAAGAUCUACCAGAAGAUGUACCAACAACCAUAGUGUCUCGCCAUCGUAGGGGACAAGAUGUUGAAAUCGCAAGCCCACCUCAUGAAUCAAUGGCAUACAAUUUCACUAAGCUUUUCAAGGAAUUUGUAUACCAUCAAAAUGAAUGUGAACUUCACAAGUUUCGACUUGGCUUUCGUCAACUGAAUUGGGACAAAUGGAUACUAGCACCACAUCGGUACAGUCCAGAUUACUGUAAAGGAGAUUGCCCUAGGGUGGUUGGCCAUAAGUAUGGCUCUCCAGUGCAUACCAUAGUUCAAAAUAUAAUCUAUGAAAAGGUGGAUUCAUCAAUUCCUCGCCCCUCUUGUGUCCCGUCUGAAUAUCGACCUAUGAGUGUACUGACAAUUGAACCUGGUAACUCUAUUGCUUAUAAAGAGUAUCAAGAUAUGAUUGCAACUAGAUGUACAUGCCGUUAA